This is a messenger RNA of Haemonchus placei, 417 nucleotides long. The record is from the annotation of a GenBank genome assembly. Lineage: Eukaryota; Metazoa; Nematoda; Chromadorea; Rhabditida; Trichostrongylidae.
AUGCAUCAAGAUCCAGCUAUACAUAUACGUAAAACCCUACGUAGACAUAUACAAUGCAUCUUGGAACCCAACGCUAUAGUUGGAAUCAAGUUUCGCGGAGAUAAAUUGCUUGCUCUCCAGAAAAGAAACGAUGAACAAAUGAAGCAACUUGAGGCAAGGCUUAAUGAAGAAGUCAAGUGUCAUGGUGUUGAUUCCCUGGAAGCAAAGCAUCUUCGUGAUUUGAUUGCUAAACGGUCAGAUAACCUCAAAAAAGCAUAUAGGGGAGUAGUGGUUGAACUUGCCGAUUUGCAUGAUCGAUCUGAGCGAAUGGUGUCAAAGAAAGCUGUUCAGCACGUCAUCGAUCUCGCCAACUCGCGUAAUCUUUUCGCGCAGAUUUUUUCGUUGGAGACAGCAAAGGUUCAUCUAUGUGAUAUGUAA